AUGUUCUCAUGGCGGAUUGGGCUGGGGCGCACGGAGUCCGUGAAUAAUUACGAGGGCGUUCUGGUUUCUCUAGAAGAGGCGCAUCUUCACAGCCACUCGGCGCGGGUUGGACGAGUCGAGUUUGAAAACCAAGAUGAAAGCGCGGGUGACGACGAUGACGACGAUGUGAAUUCGGUAAAGGACGACCAGGGGGAGGGAAUGCUGCUGAUGAAUGCCGCCGAAUACACCAUCGAAGGACUAAGAGCAGAGAUGAGGCAAGGCAAACGAGGGCAGUGGACGGAUUAUGAGAUCAAAUCCAAGCUCAUCAACAAGGCAAUUCAAGACAUUGGCAUGGGGCGCUAUAACUGGCAGCUGUUCAUCCUCUGCGGCUUCGGAUGGUUUGCCGAUAAUUUAUGGCUACAGGGCGUUUCACUAACCUUGCCAUCAUUAUCAGCGGAGUUUGAUAUACCAGAAAAGACAGUGAGAUACACGACAAGCGCCUGCUUUGUCGGGCUCUCUCUUGGAAGUUUCCUUUGGGGUAUAGGGUCCGAUCUCUUUGGCCGCCGAAUCGCGUUCAACAUGACGCUACUUAUUACGAGCAUCUUUGGUAUUCUAGCUGCGUACGCCAGAAGCUGGGGAGCUGUAUGCUUCCUUUACGCGGCAUUCGGCUUUGGUGUUGGUGGCAACCUCCCCGUUGAUGGUGCAUUGUUCCUGGAGUUUCUGCCGGAUGCUUCCAGUUCACUACUCACGCUGCUGUCCGUGUGGUGGCCCAUCGGACAGCUGGUGUCCUCACUAGCUGCGUGGUUCUUCAUCGCCCAGUGGCCCGUGGAAAUUGGUUGGCGAUACUUUAUUAUGACCAUUGGCAUCAUUACCUUUGCAAUGUUCGCCAUGCGCUUCUUUCUCUUCCACAUGUUCGAGUCGCCCAAAUUUCUCCUCAACCAAGGCCGCCAGAAUGAAGCAGUUGCUGUCGUCCACGGCAUCGCCUAUCGGAACGGCGCAAAGACAUGGCUCACCUCACAGAUUCUCGAUCAAGUUGCGGCAGAAGAUCCCGAACAAUCCAGCAAUAAUGCUCAGCAGUAUUCCAUGUCCUCGAUUCCUCGCUCCAACAUUUUCAAGGAGAAGUUCAGGGGGUUCUCAGGAGAUAGAUUGCGGCCGCUAUUCCAGACCAAGACUCUGGCUCUCGCAACAUCUCUUGUGUGGUUCUGCUGGGCAACCAUAGGCAUGGGAUAUCCACUCUUCAAUGCCUUUUUACCCCAAUACCUUUCUCAUCACGACGGCGAUGCGAGCAGCGAAGCAAUGCAAGACGAAACCUCCGCCAUAUCCGGUGUCACAUACCGCAACUACGCCAUCACAUCGAUCAUGGGAGUUCCCGGCAGUCUCCUUGCUGCUUACUUGGUCGACCAUCCAUCUCCUUUCUUUGGCCGUCGUGGAACCCUGGCCAGCUCCACCGUCGUCUCGGCAGUGUUCCUCUUCAUUUUUGCGGCGUACGGCACCACACCGACGCGCCAGCUCGUCUUUUCUUGCAUUGAGGCGUUUGCCCAGAACAUCAUGUACGGCGUUCUGUACGCCUUCACACCGGAAAUCUUCCCAGCUCCCGUUAGAGGUGCGGGUACGGGAGUGGCCAGCUUCCUCAACCGACUGACAGGUUUGAUGGCUCCGAUCAUAGCGGCGAACAUUCCUGGAGACGGAUCUACUACGCCCAUUUACAUGUCUGCUGUUUUGAUCUUGGCAGCUUUUGUGGGCAUGUGUUUGAUUCCCAUUGAAACUAGGGGUGCGCAGCGGUUGUAG
Molecule: messenger RNA, 1767 nt
Organism: Trichoderma harzianum CBS 226.95
Lineage: Eukaryota; Fungi; Ascomycota; Sordariomycetes; Hypocreales; Hypocreaceae
Exons: 4
Coding region: 1-1767 (588 amino acids)
Biological process (GO): transmembrane transport
Molecular function (GO): transmembrane transporter activity
Source: RefSeq, a predicted model, not a curated record